UUAUAAUCUAAUGUAUUUUAAAUUAUCCAAAGUCUAUUAUUUUCAUUUCAAAUUUUUUGGAUACUUUUAAUAUGUUAAUUUUGAAUCCUAAAAUAUUUUUAAGUGGAUUCUUCUAUUUGGAAUUUCAAUAAUAUUUUUUCAUCGCUUACCAGAGAAUUUGUAUUUUAACACAGGAUUAUUUUUUUAAAAAUUUAAAUUAUGUUUGAUAUUUGUAAUAUAAAUAGUUAAUUCCAUUUUAACACCCGGAGUCUAAUUUACAGUUUCACAAAUUUUAAAAAUUUAUGAAUUUUACCAUGGAAUAUCAUGGAGUUGAAAGACCAAAGAAGCCAUUAUUUAAGAGAGCAAGUUAUCACCUAUUUAGCCUGUCAAAGCGGUUAAAAAACAGGAAUUCUUUUAACAUUCCGUUUCUCGAUGAUAACUUCGGGCCUCUCAAGUCGAAAUAUGACAGCUAUGGCUUCGCAUUAGAUGAUAAUCAGUUUGCUUCAGGAAUUGAAGCAUAUGAAAAGGAAUUUGAAGUGAAAAAGGAGCGCCGCCUCAAAAGAUGGGAAAGUAUACCAUUAAAUGACGGAUUUUAUGACGUAACAUCAGAUGAAUUUAAAAUUCUUGUUAGAAAGGGAAUACCAGAUCAUUUAAGAUCGCUAUUGUGGAGGAAAAUGCUGGGAGCAGACACCCUGGAAAGCUCUAACCCAGGACUAUAUCAAAAGAUGGUCGAUUCGCCACUCUCAAAGGACAUAUCAGACCAGAUAGAUAUGGACAUUAACAGAACGUUUCCUCACCACAGAGACUACAAGGUUAACUCGUUUGGAACAAUGAUGUUGAGAAAUGUUCUGUGUGCAUUUGCUAACUACAUGCCAUCAAUAAGUUAUUGCCAGAGCUUAAACUACUUAACCGCAACAUUGCUGAUAUUUAUGAAUGAAGAGGAGGCUUUUUGGUCACUAGUACAAAUUGUAAACAGUCGCAUACACGAAAAAGGAUUUGACCUUACAGGAUAUUAUAAGGACGGAAUGUUAGAUUUGAAAAGAGAUGUGAUGGUGUUGGACUUUAUACUAAGAAAGAGAAUGCGAAAGCUACAUAAUCACUUAAGGAGGAAUAAUAUUGAUUUGAUGUGGAUUUGUGCAGAAUGGUUUUUAUGUCUAUUUGCAAUAUCGUUGCCGACCAAUACAGUGUUCAGAGUCUGGGAUUCACUCUUUCUAGAAGGUGACAAGGUGUUGUUCAGGGUGGCAUUUUCACUUUUUAAGCUAAACGAGCAAAAGAUACUAUCUCUGGAUUCAGACCGUGACCUGCUACUUUACUGCAAGAAAAUGAGUAAAAGCGUUUUACAGCACGACGAGUUUUUAAAGAUUGCAUUCUACCAACUGUCCUCCUUUAGCAGAAAGGAGAUACACCAGUAUAGGCUAAUAGCUGAUCACCAACUAGAGUCCGUAUCACCUGUUGAAUAAUAUAUUAUUUGAAAUACA
Molecule: messenger RNA, 1457 nt
Organism: Theileria parva strain Muguga
Lineage: Eukaryota; Apicomplexa; Aconoidasida; Piroplasmida; Theileriidae
Gene: TBC1D2
Product: Rab-GTPase-TBC domain protein
Exons: 8
Coding region: 282-1439 (385 amino acids)
Source: RefSeq, a predicted model, not a curated record